AUGACUCACGGGCUGGGUGGUGUUCGCCACUGUUGGCUCCCUGAGUUUGCGGAGCGGUUCCAGCGAGCCGGUGAUGGACUACCCCGGCAAGAGUCAAACCCGACCCUUCGACAAGCCGACUACUACGAUGCGUUCAAUUUUGCAGCCUCACUCCAAAGUGUGGAUGAUACGCGCAUAGUAUAUUGGGGCACGAGCUUCUCCGGAGGCAAUUUUCUAUAUGCAGCAGCUGUGGACAAACGAAUCAAAGCUGCAAUCGCACAGUGUCCUGCAGUCUCUGGAGAGACGCGGUCUUUGGCCUUUAAAGACCGCAUCUCGAGCAUCUUGAAAGAGCGUUCUCGUAUCACAGCUGGAUUAAAACCAGAACGGAUUCCACUGAUCGCGGAAAGUUUAGAAGGAGCGGAGUCUGGCAAUACUACUGCCAUGUUCCACGGUGUGCACGCUUUCGAGACAGUACGCGGUUCAUACAACUGUGGUGGUCUUUGGGAAAAUUCUGUCACGGUACAGAUACGGCUCAAUAUGCUUGAAUUCGAAGGAAAGGGCAUGCUGCAUCGUAUAUCGCCGACUCCGCUCCUGAUGGUUGUUCCUGGUAAUGAUGUCCUUGUUACCACAGCAUCUCAACUGGCUGCCUAUGAAAAUGCCAGGAAACCAAAGCAGCUCUUUUAUAUUGAUGGCGCCGGGCAUUUUGAUAUCUACACUGGGGAUUGGUUUGAACAGAACAUCAAAGGACAGAUUGAGUUUGUAAAAGAAUGGCUAGGCUCCCAAGACAUGACAGGUGCAGCCAUUUUAGUUAGAUUACCAGACCUUGUCAUGUAG
Molecule: messenger RNA, 813 nt
Organism: Aspergillus costaricaensis CBS 115574
Lineage: Eukaryota; Fungi; Ascomycota; Eurotiomycetes; Eurotiales; Aspergillaceae
Product: alpha/beta hydrolase
Exons: 3
Coding region: 1-813 (270 amino acids)
Source: RefSeq, a predicted model, not a curated record